Molecule: messenger RNA, 1958 nt
Organism: Hyalella azteca
Lineage: Eukaryota; Metazoa; Arthropoda; Malacostraca; Amphipoda; Hyalellidae
Exons: 3
Coding region: 69-1958 (629 amino acids)
Source: RefSeq, a predicted model, not a curated record
CUGCCCUGCAGCCACACUCUGAAGACCGCGUCUCUUCCUUGCAGCAACCUGAAGACCAUGCUUCUGCCAUGCAGCCACACUCCGAAGACCGCACUUCUUCCUUGCAGCCAAAUUCGGGUGAUGAACGUGACUUCUCUUUCCACCUGAACAACGCAGAACCUAUUGACCUCUUCCACCCUAAUUCAGCAGAACUCUCCGAUUCCUUUCAGCCUAAUUCACUGGAACCUGUCUCUCUCGACGAGUCCAUUUCUAAAAAAUGUGCAAACGAUCCUGAAACAACCAUGAACAUACUUGAGUCACCAGUACCCCGCACUAAUGUUUCUACUCCUCUUCAAAAUACUGUCUGGCAAAAGUCAAUUGAUAAGUUUCUCAGCAAUCACCAACAAGAUAACCCGGAGCCCACUUCACCUAAAUGGACCCUUGAAAAAAUUGGUGAAACCAUUUUGGAAGUUAAAAACACACUUUCAAAAAUAACAUCAAAAAGUGACUGUCAACGAAGUUUGACUGUUACAGAUGCAAAUUUAUUUUCAGCGGAAGAUAUAAACAGUAGCCAAAAUUUAAACGAGGCUCUCUCUACUAAUAAAUUUGUACUCUCCAAGCAAUCCAAUGGGUGUUUGAUACAAUGCUCAACUUGCCUUGAUUACGCAACUCGUGAUCAAGUUGUGACCAAAUCUUCUUCCACCUUCAAACUUCCUUCGAGUGGUUUCUCUGUUGGGGUGUUGGUUGCAGAUGAUAAAAUUGAGGAAUAUCGUAAAGGCCACAAUCAAAACUGGUACAAUUUCAAUAGCCGUCUCAUUUCUCAUUAUCGGCCCAGGAAGGAUUCUUUUCACUGGAAAGCCACUCACUUACAUGAAACAAAUGAGAAAUCCUCGACUCGUUCGGCUGCCGUGACUGAAACGUUAUGUAGAGCUGCUAUCCAAACUCUAAAAAUGAAGGGGGCAGCGAUUCAUUUUGAAUCGCAAAUCGCCAUGUUAAAAGCCUGUGAUGUGGAUGUUGGAGACAUCGGUCAUUCACGGAAGAGAUUUCCGGAAAUUCUUCGGGCGGCGACAGUUGUGAUAUGCAACAGAAAUCUUAAAAUGUUAUUAGAGCCGCUUCUCAGUACUGGACUUCCCCCUCACAUUUAUUUAACGGCGGACAAAGCAACUUUGAAUCGUCACACAAACCAAGCCAUAUUGCUAGUGGUUAACUGGAAUGGGUCGCGCAUUGCAGUCCCAGUCGGAGCUCCCGCUGUCUAUCACAAUGAUCAUUCAAACGACUCGGAUGUCGAUCUGGUUGGUGGAAGUGCUAAAGAACUUGCCGAUUUCUCUCUCACCAAAGAUUAUACGCACCAAUCCCGAUACCACCCAUCUGCCACUAUCUGCAACGGCAUCAUCCCACUGAAUAAAACCCCCAAAAUCCUAGGCGUCACCCGGGAUACACACUUCACUUUCUCCCCUCAUGCAAGAGCCGUAGCCACGAAAGCGACGGACUCUCUCCGCAUCUUAAAAGCCCUUGCUGGCACCAACUGGGGCUUCUCCAAGGAGGACAUAAUUGCGACCUACCGAACCAUCACGCGCCCAAUCCUCAACUACGCGACCCUCAUCUGGAACCCUGUUGCCUCUCGUACAGCCGUUUCCAGCCUGCAGAUAAUACAAAACGCUGCUCUGAGACUAGCCACCGGCUGCCUCAAAAUGGCCCCGAUCUCUCAUCUACACCAGGAGACCGGCGUCCUCCCUUUGUCCGCGCACCUGGACCCGGCUUGCGCCCAGUUCCUCGCGAGCGCCCUUCAGCCCUCCCAUGCCUCAUUUCGCAUGGCCUCUGCCCCUCUCGGGGACCGAAAGCCUCCAUACAGUCGAGGUUUGGCCAUCUUGUCACACCACUCUUGGCAAAUGGUAUCUUGCCUGCCGGGACAUACGGAGAGGCCAAGCGGUCUCUACGCAGGGAGAUCGCCUUCCACGUUGCGGCGACUGAAGCUGUAA